Molecule: messenger RNA, 2954 nt
Organism: Piliocolobus tephrosceles (Ugandan red Colobus)
Lineage: Eukaryota; Metazoa; Chordata; Mammalia; Primates; Cercopithecidae
Gene: TSSC4
Product: tumor suppressing subtransferable candidate 4
Exons: 3
Coding region: 1700-2689 (329 amino acids)
Source: RefSeq, a predicted model, not a curated record
UGGGAACUCAUGUCUAGGGCUCCCAGCAGCCUCUUUGCAGGCCAAUUUGGAAACUGUCCCCAGCCCUGCAUUUUAGGGGGUUACAGAGUCUCUCAGCAAGCCCUCCUCCCCUGCUGCUCCCAACUUCCAAGCCUGCACUGGUUGGGGUAACAGGAUGGUUCAAGGAGCCCCCUCUCUACUUUCCACUAUGUUCCCUGUGGGGAGGGAAGAGCCGUUUAAGGAAUAAGGUAUCCCAAAGGCGCACAGCAGACCGGGGACCGAGGCGUGGGUCCUGCUUCCCCUCUUUUUCUCUAGACUGAGCCACAGCAGGUCCUUGAAUUCUAUUUCCCAGCGGACGCCAGGACAGCAGCCCCUGGGGGAGUUCUCUCUCGAGCCUUUCAGAGGGACCAGAGGUCUAGCAGCCAAGGGGAAGUCAGAUUCCGUGACUGUGUGGGGCAUGAACUCUCCCAGCUGAGAAGGGGCACAAGGUGCCAACAGGGCCCAGUGGCCAAGGGCGACGCGGCUUGUAGAAGGGAGAACCUGGGCCCUGGUCUUCCCUUUCAGGGCGGGCAGCUGACCUGCCCCCUGCCGUGGACAGGCUUCCAAGCAUGGCGGAGGCCAAACCUUCCCAGCUGCCACCCACCCAGCCACGCUGACUUGGAAGCUUGAGCGUUCAGUGGCCUCCAUUCUGCCCGGAAGGACCAGGGACCUGGCCCCGGCUUCCCUGCAGCGCCCUCGGGGGACGUCUCAGUGCCUCCCGGAGCCCGGACCAAUGCACCAGAGCUGAGGGCCUAGAGGUGUUAGGGUGGCCGGGCAAUUGUGUGAGGACGACGCCCCACACGUUUGCGGCCAGGACCCAGUAAACCCCUAGGGGUGGGAAAGCGUCGGCCCAGCCAGCGGGUAAAGCCCCCUUCACCCGUGGCCCAGCGGCCACGACCCUGCGUCCUCAUCUCGGGCUGGGACCGCCUCUGCGUCUGGCCUGAGCGGGACUGUGGGAUCCCGGGGAGCCCCGCCUCGCUGCAUUGACGAAGCCCAGGAGGAGCGACAGUUACCGCUUCCGGUCAUGACCGGAAGUGCCGGGAACGGCAUUCGUUCUCCAUACGAGAGGACGCACUUCCUGCCUGGGGCGGCCGCUGUUCUCACGGCUUCCGGCAGGUGGCGCUGGGACCACGGGAAGCCGACCCAGCUGUCGGUUAGCCGUCGAGCAUUCUGGGAAUUGCAGGCCUGGUCCCUCCUCUUCCUGUUCUUCUGGGUCAAUUCCGGUCUUGGUUCUGCAACAAAUGCCGUCGUUUCCGGGGCCGCUUCCGAGCCGGACCCAAGGGCCGGGGCGUAGAGUAGAGGGACGGGCGCAUGCGCACAGGGCUACACGUCCCGGCAGGCGUCGGGAGUUGCGGCCCAGUGCCUUGUGGGAGUUGUAGUUCUGCAGGCGCGGAAGCCGCGGCGGUCGGCCGGCAGAGCACUCGGUUUCCCAGAGGGCUGAGCGCGUCGCGCAGAGGUGCGGCGCCGACCAAGAUGGAGAUGGCCGUGCAUCCUUGAACCGUUGAGCAGCUGAACAGCGGCAAUGCCGGGGCACUCCCAGGCCUGAGACGACCACGCUUGUGCCACUGAGGACCUUCAUAAGGGCUCCGUUCACCUGGCCCACUUGGCUGUCCAGUCACACUCCAGUGUCAACCACUGGCACCCAGCAGCCAAGAGAGGUGUGGCGUGGCCCUGGGGACCCAUGGCUGAUGCAGGGACAGGUGAGCCGUCCCCCAGCAUGGAGGGCGAACACGGGACGGAGUAUGACACGCUGCCUUCCGACACAGUCUCCCUCAGUGACUCGGACUCUGACCUCAGCUUGCCCGGUGGUGCUGAAGUGGGAGCACUGUCCCCGAUGGGGCUGCCUGGGGAGGAGGAUUCAGGUCCUGAUGAACCACCCUCACCCCCGUCAGGCCUCCUCCCGGCCACGGUGCAGCCAUUCCAUCUGAGAGGCAUGAGCUCCACCUUCUCCCAGCGCAGCCGUGACAUCUUUGACUGCCUGGAGGGAGCGGCCAGAAGGGCUCCAUCCUCUGUGGCCCACACCAGCAUGAGUGACAAUGGAGGCUUCAAGCAGCCUCUAGCGCCCUCUGGCCGGUCUCCAGUGGAAGGCCUGGGCAGGGCCCAUCGGAGCCCUGCCUCCCCAAGGGUGCCUCCAGUCCCCGACUACGUGGCACACCCCGAGCGCUGGACCAAGUACAGCCUGGAAGAUGUGACUGAGGUCAGCGAGCAGAGCAAUCAGGCUACCGCCGUGGCCUUCCUGGGCUCCCAGAGCCUGGCUGCCCCCACUGACUGCGUGUCCUCCUUCAACCAGGACCCCUCCAGCUGUGGGGAGGGGAGGGUCGUCUUCACGAAACCAGUCCGAGGGGUCGAGGCCAGACACGAGAGGAAGAGGGUCCUGGGGAAGGUGGGAGAGCCGGGCAGAGGCGGCCUUGGGAACCCUGCCACAGACAGGGGCGAGGGCCCUGUGGAGCUGGCCCAUCUGGCCGGGCCCGGGAGCCCAGAGGCCGAGGAGUGGGGCGGCGCCCAUGGGGGCCUGCAGGAGGUGGAGGCACUGUCAGGGCCUGUCCGCAGUGGGUCUGUGCCAGGUCUCCCGCCGGUGGAGACUGUUGGCUUCCAUGGCAGCAGGAAGCGGAGUCGAGACCACUUCCGGAACAAGGGCAGCAGCCCUGAGGACCCAGGUGCUGAGGUCUGAGAGGGAGAUGGCCCAGCCUGACCACGCUGGCCACUGCCAUCCUGCCGCCUCCCCAGUGGGGCUAGUCAAGGGGCAGCCUGGCCACUGCCCAGCUGGAACGGGAGGAAGCCUGCAGGCUACCUGUAGGUGGCACUGGCGGCCCUGGCUGCAGCUCUGGGCGGCGUCCUCCCGAGCAGAGACCUGCUGAGGCUCCUGGGGUGUGGGGUUUGGGCUGGAAGCACUGGCUUCCUGGUGGGGACAAUAAAGGUUUUGGGUCUUUCUCAGA